CAUCCUACGAAUACAUAAUAAUUGGAGAACACAGGACUGUUCCCUUUCAUUCGUUUACACAACAUAGUGCUCUCUUCCAUUAAACAGAAGAGACCAAUCGAUCGCUACCAUAAUAAAUACGUGCCAUUCUUGACUUGACGGGAAACAUCCGUGGCAUUUGAAAAUACAUUCAUUGGAAACCCUAGAUACGACAUUACGACCGAGGACGAUUAGCCUGUUUGACUAAUCACCAAACUCAUCCGGGACAUACAUAGUAAUAAUUGGAAUUAUAUAUUCAUCGACGGAUUGCUUCAAAACGAACGAAUCAGGAAUCGAAGCUAAGAAUCGGAAAUUGAGUUUCAGUCACCAUGCCGAGCUUUAUCCAGAAGAUCCAAGCCAAGAUCGAGCUAUUUCGACUUGAGCAGAGGUACACGCGUAACCGUCACCGCCGAUCUGCGUUCAUCAGCAAUGCAGUCUACGUUGAUGGCGAAUACAUCUAUCAGACACCAAACAACACGGGCUCAUCUACCAACAGCUCCUCCACCAAUGCGUACUCGCCAACAAAUGAGGAGAGCACCAGACGCCACAGCGCUAUUAUUGAGGAACCUAACAGGCGCUUCACAGAGCCACCAACCCAGGCGCAAACGCAAAAGAAGCGACUACACAGGUUCUCGUCAAUGCCUGGAUUUGGCUCCUCGACAAAGAGCAGUGCGCAGGAUUGGAGGCCAAGCGAAGUUGACGUGGCGGAAGUGCGGUGAGAGUCUGAUCUCUCACUAGCUAGCUCCCCACGAGGGAGAAUGAUAGAGUAAAUACUGGGGCGGUGCUCUAGAAGUUCAAUUCGGAACUACCAUGAAAAUUGCUUCUUUUUUGGAUAUACCAAUUUAAUGGGAGAUGCUAUAGCAGCACUCCCGACCGGCCCUCGGGGGUCCUCACGACAGUCAUUAUUUGGGCGCUUCUUGUUUUUGUGUAUUACCAAGCAUGGCGGUAUCAUUACCAGUCCAAUUGAUGCAGAAACUUUUGGAAUACGGGCGUUUUGAUACGACUCCUUCAGCUGUACAUAUUCUACUUUUACGACAACAAGGGAAUACUUUAACGUUCUUCACAACCCAAACUACAUAACGCAUUUUAUUCAUUCAAUUGCUGUGCCACGUUGUGUGAUUGAGAC
Messenger RNA from Hypoxylon fragiforme, 1144 nucleotides. RefSeq lists its product as uncharacterized. Bases 348 to 737 code for a protein of 129 amino acids. NCBI's taxonomy places the organism in Eukaryota, Fungi, Ascomycota, Sordariomycetes, Xylariales, Hypoxylaceae. The record is from RefSeq and is a predicted model, not a curated record. The transcript has a single exon.